Molecule: messenger RNA, 972 nt
Organism: Colletotrichum spaethianum
Lineage: Eukaryota; Fungi; Ascomycota; Sordariomycetes; Glomerellales; Glomerellaceae
Product: ribonuclease Trv
Exons: 4
Coding region: 1-972 (323 amino acids)
Biological process (GO): RNA catabolic process
Cellular component (GO): extracellular region
Molecular function (GO): ribonuclease T2 activity; RNA binding
Source: RefSeq, a predicted model, not a curated record
AUGUCUCGGACGAUUGGUCUCCUUGCGGCCGCCGGCCUCCUGCGCACCGCUGCUGCCGGUCUCUACCCGGGGUUGACUACCGCCAACCAUACUUGCACUCUUGUCGAGCCGGUUCUGUCCUGCUCUUGUGGAGCGAACCCUGACAAGGUCGACACCUGCUGCGUGGAGACGUACGGCGGUCUUGUUCUCGCAACCCAGUUCUGGAACACACACACCGGUCUUGAGUCCCAGGGCCAGAAGCUUCCUCAAGAUGCAUGGGGCAUCCACGGCUUGUGGCCCGACUUCUGCAACGGCUCCUACACGCAGUACUGCGAUCUGAGUCGCCAGUAUGACCCAGUUCCCUCCCCGAACACCACGACCGGGACGGCAAACGGCACCCCGGUGCCGGCAUGGAACGGCUCGUCUUUCGACGCAUUCGUCAAGCCGUUUGAGAGGUUCGAUCUGUUGGAAUACAUGAACAAGUUCUGGAUCGCUCAGUACACCCCCAAUUGGUUCCUCUGGGCCCACGAGUUCUCCAAGCACGCCACCUGCUUCAGCACCUUCGAUGUUGAGUGUUACGGCCCGAAGUACCAGGAGCACGAGGAGAUUGUCGACUUCCUUGAGACCGCCGUCCACUACUACCAGGAGACCCCGACCUGGAAAUGGCUUGCUGACAAGGCCAUCACACCUUCCAACGCGACCGCCUACUCCCUUACCGACCUCCAGGCCGCUCUCAAGGCGGGCCACGGCGCGGUCCCGUACAUUGGGUGCUCCGGCCCCCGGUACAACGCCACUGAGGCUGGUAAGGGUUCACUCGACAACGGGUACACUCAGCUCAGCGAGGCCUGGUACUACUUCCAUGUCUACGGCAAGCCCCAGCGAGGUGACAGUGUCCCUGUCGCUGCUGAUAUCAAUGGUGGCCGCGUGUCGAACUGCGCGACGACAGAGGGCGCUGUUUGGUACUACGAGCGUGCCGAGGGAUCAGUGCAGUAG